AUGGCCGACGACGACACGGAACUAAGCAAAGAAGAGAGACUGGAGGCUGCUAGAAAGAAGUUCGAAGACUUGAAGAAAAAGAAGAAGAGCAAGAAGAAAAGUAAAGAUGAUAACAAAAUUGAACCCCCACAAACCGGCGUGGACAAACAUGAAUUUGACAAUCAAGGAGAACACAGCGACAGAGACUCACAGGUUACUUCUCAGGUCAAAUCAUCGGACACACAUGAACAGGAGAUACAAAUAGAAAGCAUCGACGAUAAUGCAGAUGACAAAAAACCGGCAGUCUCUGAAAAGGUGGAGCAACUCCAAGUAGGCGUGAAUCCAUCAGAGGAUUUUAGAACUGAUGCUACAGGCACAUCAAAAGCCAAUGCAUCUGAGGCUUCUGAUCUUCUGUCUUCUGAUAUCUCUGGUGGUGUCACUACGGGCGGUAUAAAUAGUUUGAGCUCUUCGAGUAAAGAGAUUAGCCAACUCUCGAUAGAGAUGAGAGAAAUCAAGCUUUCUUUGAGCGAAGCGGAAUCUCUUAACCAGAAUCUCAAAAACGAAUUGUUAGAUUUGAAGCUUUCCAAGUCGGAGCUUGAGAGAGAAUUAGCAGAUCUGAAAAAGGAGCUACAGUCAUACAAGUUGCAAUGCCAAAACCUUAAACAGACACUUGAUGAAAAUGUCCGCGGCCGUCAUAGCGAUAAUCUCAGAGAUAUUGAAAUCAAUACCUCGGUGAAAAGUGCUCGAGGAUCUCACCUUGUCGAACCCACCAAAACAUUCCAACGAUUCAACAGCUUCAACAAUAUUUCUAAUGAUUAUCUGAAUAUUGUUGACGUUAGAGAACGGCUAGUUCAAUGGCAAGGCUGGAAUAUUGAUAUGAGAUCUUGGAGAAGUGUUGGAACAGGGCCACUGGUGGAGUUAUGA
Molecule: messenger RNA, 903 nt
Organism: Ogataea philodendri
Lineage: Eukaryota; Fungi; Ascomycota; Pichiomycetes; Pichiales; Pichiaceae
Exons: 1
Coding region: 1-903 (300 amino acids)
Source: RefSeq, a predicted model, not a curated record